This is a messenger RNA of Tetrahymena thermophila SB210, 1077 nucleotides long. RefSeq names its product nucleotidyltransferase. The transcript has a single exon. The record is from RefSeq and is a predicted model, not a curated record. NCBI's taxonomy places the organism in Eukaryota, Ciliophora, Oligohymenophorea, Hymenostomatida, Tetrahymenidae.
UUUGAUCUCUUAAUAAUCCGAUUUUAAAAAAGUAAAUAAAAAUUAUAAUGUAGAAGAAUUAUUUAUCAGAAUUUUAUUAAAAAUAAUUCUUAUUAGUAACUAGAUAAUUAAUUCCUGAUAUAAUUUAAAAUAUCUUUUAAGAAGAUUAAUUAAAAUUAAAAACAAAGGAUAAGUUAUAAAUUAUAAUAAUAAAUGGAUAAAAAAGUAAAAGGAGCUAUUUCUGAAUUAGAAGCGAUCAAAUAAUUUUUAUAAAAUUUUGAAAAAGAAAAUAAAAUAAAAUUUAUAUACGUUGCUGAGACUGGUAGUAGAGCUUACGAAUUAUCAACUAAAUCCUCAGAUUAUGAUUUAAAGGGUGUUUUUAUAGACUAAAAGUUAGCCUAUAAAUAAUUAGAAUAAGAGUAGUUCUAAGAUGAAUCUUUUGGAAAAACAAAGCUACAAAGACUUAAACAAACAGGAGUAAAGGUAAAAAAUAUAUAAACUGAGGUUGAUAUUGACUUUUUUGAGCUAAAUUUUUUCUUCUCAAAUCUGUAGAAUGAAGAAGAAAGUCUUUUAUAUUGGUUGAAUAGUUAAUCCAUUUACAUUAAUUGUUUGGAGUAACUCAUACAAAGCAUUUUAUUUGAAAUGAAUCUACCAAGGAAAGAGAUAUUAGAAAGAAUAUAGAAAGAUUAUGCAAAAGUUUAAAACAAUUAAAAGAGAGAAGCUAAAAAAAAUAUUAAUAUGAUAAUAGAUUCCUUAAGAUUGCUGUAUAUUUAGAGAUUUGAAUAAAAUUCACCCUACGUAGUUUCUUAAUUAAUAACAGAGUUACAAGAAAUAUUUUAAAGAGAUGAGUUACCUUCGCCUGUUAAUGAAAUAGUCUAAAAUAUUGAUUAAGAAAUUUAAGACUUAUAUUAUAUGAAAAAAAAUGGUAAAGGCUCUCAAUAAAUAGUUGCUAAAGAAGAGUGGAUUAAGCUUGUUUAAUAUGUUAUCGAUUAAGAAAAAACAAAGUCUAAAGUCCUAGGUGAUAAACAUAAAUCAAAUAACUAGAUUAAAGAAAGCCUAUUUAAAAUAUAUAAUGAAAUGAUAUAAAAAAUCUAAUGA